AUGGAAUUUGUGGACGCGAUUGGGGAGCUGAAGGCCCUCCCCGAAGGCACCCACCUACUUUGCCCGAGACACAGUGAAGAUGACUAUGGACGCUAUGACGACCCAAAUCAAGUGAACGAACAAGGAAAGAGCACCAAGGACAUCGUGGCAGAGGCCAAGGAGCGCAAGGAAAAGUUCCUCUUAUCCAUGCGUAUUCUCGCCUACAAUGCCGAUGGUGUAGAGGAGCUACAGACUUGGGUCUUGAGCAGACUGGACGAGUCUUUGGAAAAAUGCGACCUCUGCAUCAAGCAAUACUACACCGGCAAGGUCUGGCUUAUGGACCAGCUCAAGGAGUCGUACCAAGAUGAAGACAUUGAGGAAUUUUCCCAGCGAAUGGAUGAAUGGGACAUUAAGCGCAUCACGAGAAAUCUGGCUACAGCAUCCGCACAGCUCAAAAAUGUCCCUCCGCAAGAGAUCAAUCUAAGUGUCUUGGACCGUGCUGCAUUGCUCUCCAUUUUCGAGACGCUAAGCUGCGAGGCGAUGCUGCGAAAUGAUCAACUUCUCCAGGAGCAUUUUGAUGAGCCAUUCAAACUCAUUCAAUCAAAAAGGUCUUUGAAGAUCUCUGAUUAUGUCCCUGCCGUUACUCGCUUCCUCUUUGACUCGAACCAAGCUCGCAGUUUCUGGGCUAUUUCGACAUGGACGCGAUACGUUCGACCCCCAACUAGUGAGGAAUUUGAAUGGGCAAUUCGAGAUGGUCUUCUCAGUGCUUUGCAGGCUGGCUCACAAGCUGCUAAUCAAGUACAACCACAGCUUGCAGUCAUCCAGCGCCUGUGGCGGGGGAUGCAGCUUAUUGUGCGGAAGCUAGACAAAGAUCAAAUCACACAUAACCUUCGUGCUUUAGAUAUUGAUCCUUGCCGCUUGUCUGUGGACCAUCUACACCUACAAACCCCGGGACUCCGAUUCCUCUUGAAUACUAUUCAGAUCCUGCUUGAGAAAGCUCCAGUUGACUUCUGGGACGCCAUGCAAACUAUUUCUCCUCAGGCCAUCGUCGAACAGAUCUUCGCCAACUACCAAUUCAAGGCCUUCCUCAUGCAGACCACCGAAGGUGAGGCGUAUGAGAAGUCUGCCGUGAAAGAUAUGCUAUCCUGGAUCAGUCCAUUCCUGGCAUCACUCAAAGGCCACCAUCAACCCUCUGCAUGUCGGUACUUGUCCACGCAACUGCUACAGCAUCUCCAAGAUGGCCAAUACCCUAACCUCGCUCGAUAUCACUGCUUUCACGUUGGCCUGAACAGCCUGCUCACUACACUCCGCCGGUUUACGGACCAUGAAGCUUCAAGAAGCUCGGUUGACAGCGUGGUGCUCAAAGAGACCAUGGACGUGGUGGCUGCUACGAUAAACGUCAUUCUCAGCCCACCAGUAUUCAAUAUUGAGCAGGGUCGCCAAGAGGAGAUCAAGUCUCUAUGCAUGGAUGUCGUUCGCAACACUCUAGCUCUCGAGUGUCAGUCGUUGAAGAGUGACUACGAGAUCAUUCUAAAGCACGACACUCUUUCACAUGGCGUCUCUACCUAUUCUGCUCCCGUCUGGGAGGCAGUGAUCAAGCGUCUUCGUCAAGAUAACCUUGCACUGUCGACAGCUGCUCUGCUGGGUGUCCUGCCUCUCGUUGGUCUCGAAAAGUUCCCCACCAAGGGCGAUGGUACCAAAGAGAAGACGCAUUUCAACAUGAUCUAUGGCCAUCUCACCCGCCUUUCCUGUCAGAUGAUCGAACGUUUGGCAGACUUCCCACCCGAACACCUGAAACCUCUUUUCCAGAGCCAGGAUACCAGUAGUGCGCUUAUCUCGACCCUCUUCGCUGCGGAUUUGAACACCUACCAAGCUGCCGUUGAUCUCAUCAAGAACGUCAGCGGUCAAUUCGCACGUCGAGAUGCAAUCUCCUACCUCCUCGAGUCAUUCUUCACAACAUCCAUGUAUGGCAUGAGUUGGUCCUUCCGACGGAUUUCCAACAUGAAGACCUUCGCACCUGCUCCAAGAAUGUUGCAUACGGGAACUGAUAUCGUAGAGAUUCUGUGUAAUAGCCAGACGGGUAUGCUGCGUACGCGAAAUUUCGUGGACCGGCGGGAGAUCCUGUCGCUUCAGAAACUGUGGGAAUUCCUGUGGCAAUCAUUAACCACCAUCUUUGACGAGACGGAGGCCUGGCAUAUGCGUGGUAAUGACAAGGAAGUCAUGCUUGAUUUCUGUCGUGAUACCAUUCAAUUUGCCAAUUUCCUCUUCGACCAAUAUGGUGUCUUUCUGGGUGCCGUGGGGGGAGCAGAUACUGCGCAAAAGGCAGUUUCGGAGAACUUCAUUAAAUCGCCUACGACCACGAUGAGUGCCAUGGUGAAGUGGUUGCGUCUAAAGGAUGAAUAUCUGGCCACGUCCUUGGUCGCGCUUGUCUCGAAAAUCUUGAGGCGAUUGGGUAGCCUGGACGUGACGACUGUGAAGGCAGACGCGUUGAGCUUCAUUGAAGGCACCGCCGUUCAUGGGACAAUCAAAACAAUCCUCACCAGUCGCGACAAGGCAGAACUUGUGCGCUCACUUGAAGCCUACACGAAAAAGCCUGUCGUUACUGCUUCCACGGCCUCCCUGAAGAAACAAUCUUCCAUCACUUCGUUUGCCCGCCGCCCCAACGACCUUUCUUCCCCGUCUUCUCCUUCCUCUCGCGUCCCCAGUGAUGACGACUUUGACGAAAUCUCUGACCAAACUUUCCUGGACCUUUCUCGCUCUGUUGAACUCAACAAAAAUCGCGUCGCCCUUGCUGCCAAGCAGAAGGCUCAAUCCUCUCUCGGGAUGGCCGCCUCAACUGCACUUCAGACACGGCCUGGGUUGCCCAAGGGCCCCAUUGCUCAACGUCUGAAGAAUGAUGCGACCAGCGUCCUGUCCUUCCGCGAAAAACGCGAGCGCGAGAAAGAGGCCAAGAGAAAACGAGAUAUGGCAGAGUUGGCGAAACUCAAGAGGAACGUGCCUGCACGUGGGGUUGCGGAACAAACGGCCGAGCAGGGCUCUGGCCUUAAAGGUAUUGGUGUGAAGGGUAUAGAUCAUUCAAUUCCCCUGGAUAGUAUGAUGGUUUCGUCUGGCUCGGACAGCGAUACUGAAAGUGAGGAUGAACUAGAUCAAGAGUUGUUCGGCGCGAAGCCCAAGAAGUCCGAUGCCACGGACGCCUCCGAGCAGCAGAAGAAGACCCCCCAGCAGAUGCCCAUAAGGAAGGUAAAGCGUCACCGUUCCAUGAAGGAUAUGCGUGCCCGUCUGUCCCCGGAUCUUUCGUCCUUGCACCACAAGAUUCUUUCCUGGAAUUAUUUUGCAACUGGCGAUCUCCCAUCUACCUCGGAGCGCACAGACUAUACCCUUGUCUCGAAUUCGUUCCGUUCUCCCAUGGAAUACAAGAACACAUUCGAGCCCCUGUUGAUUCUCGAAGCCUGGCAAGGUUUCCAGUCAGCCAAGGAAGAAGGCGCCUCCUCCUUCCGGCCCUUUGAGGUCAAGGUUAUGACCCGCUUGACCGUGGAUUCGUGGAUUGAAGUCAGUACCUUGCCUCUCGGUCUACCUUCCAAGGACUUCUUUAUCAGCGAAGGCGAUCUUGUUCUGUUCUCCAACGCUGCAAAGCCGCAUGAGACCGAGAGCGCUCCACAUAUCCUUGCUCGAGUUGCCCAUGUCAAUCGUAAAGGUGGAAAGAUGGAGGUUACCUACCGUAUGAACCCGGGACCCAACAAGUUCCUUCAAUCCUUCACUGUUGGUUCAACAGCGUUUGGUGUCAAGGUUACCUCGUUGACCCCCGUAGAGCGUGAAUACGGUGCUCUGAUGGCCUUGGAAUACUAUGAUCUUUGUGAAGAGAUUGUGCUUGCCAAGCCGUCACCACUCCUCGCAUACGGAGAUUCCACUUUGCAGCCUUACAUGGACAACUACGAGAUCAAUCGUGCCCAGGCCAAGGCUAUCAAGUCAGCCAUGGAUAAUGAUGCUUUUACCCUUAUUCAGGGUCCCCCCGGUUCCGGAAAGACCAAAACUAUCACCGCUCUCGUUGGCAGUCUCUUGACCAAUGUCCUCAGCAAGGUUGCAGUCUCCAUUGGCAACUCCCGACCUGCGACUUCCCGGAAAGUGCUGGUGUGCGCACCCAGUAACGCCGCUGUCGACGAACUGGUCAUGCGAAUGAAGGACGGCGUCAAGACUCGUCAUGGUCGCGUAGAAAAGAUCUCGGUCGUUCGUUUGGGCCGAAGCGAUGCCAUCAAUGCCAAAGUUCUUGAUGUGACCCUUGACGAGAUGGUCAAUGCCCGCAUCAGUCAAAGCCCUUCUGCAUCAAACAACGUGGAUAUGCAGAAACUUUAUGACGAGCACAAGAAGACUGACACUCAGUUCAAGGAGCUCCGAUCUAGUCUUGAUGAUUGCCGAGCCAAGGGAAUCCAAGCACCCGAAGAGUUGGAGCGCGAGUUUGAGUUGAUGAAGAAAAAGCGAACUCAACUGAGUGCAGACAUUGACAAGGCCCGCGACCAAGUCUCCACUCUGGCCCGCAAUGCGGACAUGCAGAAGCGACGCAUUCAGCAGGAGGUUAUCGACGGUGCUCAUGUCAUUUGCACCACGCUCAGCGGUUCGGGACACGAGAUCUUCCUGGGCAUGAACGUUGAGUUUGAAACUGUCAUUAUUGACGAGGCGGCUCAAUGUAUCGAGCUGAGCGCCCUCAUCCCGCUCAAGUACGGUUGCUCUAAGUGUAUCCUUGUCGGUGACCCUAAACAGUUGCCGCCUACCGUCCUGUCGAAGAUGGCAUCGAAGUUCCAGUACGAACAAAGUUUGUUCGUGCGCAUGCAGAAGAAUUACCCGAAGGAUGUGCAUCUGCUGGACGUCCAGUACCGUAUGCAUCCAGACAUCAGUGCCUUCCCCAGCCUCACCUUCUACGAUGGCAAGCUUCAGGAUGGUCCCGAUAUGGACAAGCUGCGUGUUCGCCCGUGGCACCAGAGCGAACUACUCAGUCCGUACCGAUUUUUCGAUGUCCAGGGUAUGCACCAUAGUGCGCCCAAAGGUCGCUCUCUUAUCAACUACGCGGAGGUUCAGGUUGCCAUGCAACUGUAUGACCGUCUGGUCACGGAUGUCAAGGACUACGACUUUGUAAACAAGAUUGGUAUUAUCACUCCAUACAAGGGCCAGUUACGUGAGUUGAGAAACCAGUUUGCAUCUACAUACGGUGAGGAUAUCUUGAAAAAGGUCGACUUCAACACCACCGAUGCCUUCCAGGGUCGAGAGAGUGAGGUCAUCAUCUUCUCCUGUGUGCGUGCCUCCAACAACGGUAUCGGUUUCUUGUCCGAUAUCCGUCGUAUGAACGUCGGUCUCACCCGUGCCAAAUCCUCUCUCUGGGUGUUAGGUAACUCUAGCGCCCUAAUGCAGGGUCAAUACUGGCGAGGUCUCAUCACAAACGCACGAGAGCGUAAGCUCUACACCGAAGGCAAUAUUCCAAAGCUUCUCCAGCGACCUCAAUUUACUGGUUACAAGGAGGUUGAAAUGGUUGAUGUUGACGCGGCUACUCCUCCUACAACCACGGCAGCCCCAGCUGCGCCGACUGCCGCUCCCAUCAACCCGCCAGUCAAUAAUGUGUCGGUUUCUCAAACUUCCUCGGGACAGGCUGGCCCUGGGCCCCGGCCAGUUGUGGCCACCGUACCAGUCUCUAUUCCUACGCCUCGCCCUGAUGGUCCCUCUGGUGGUGCCGUUGGUCUGGACGAGACCAAGAUGUGUGGCAUUUGCGGCAGCAACGAGCACUUCACUCACAACUGUGAUAACGACGACGCCAAGGAGGUUGCCCGCGGCCAGUGUUACCGAUGCCGCGAGUUUGGUCACAACAAGUUCAACUGCCCUGCCAUCCGCUGCCUAGAGUGUGGUCAGAUAGGUCAUGCUGCUAUCAAAUGCGUGGCCAAGCCGCUUCCCAAGCAUGAGAAGAGCCGUAUCGCCAAUGAAGAGCGUCGUCGUCUUGAUUAUCAAAAGCAAAAUGCCGAGCGUCAGCGUCAACGCCAGAUGGGUGGCCAUGAUCCCAAGAUUCCCACUAUCGCCGUGUCCAGCAGCUCGUCUUCGGCUCCCAAUGAGAACACUGGCAACAAGCGAAAGCGAAAUGAGCAGCCCCCCGAUGGACCGAAGGCGUCACGGCCGCGUACCGGUCCAUCGGGUCCACCACCGAAUGCGCCUAGGGGACCGCGAGCCUUGCCACCUGGCCUUGCUAGUAAUCCUGCUCGCAGCGGCCCCGCUCCGCUAUCGGGCACAAAGAAACCGUCGGCGAGUGGUGGUGGUGGUGGUGGUGGUGGUCCUUCUGCACCUGGCUCAAAUGCUACAGAGGCUCCUCAUCCUGCUCAGCCCAAGCCGCGUCCCCCAAUCAUACGCAAAAAGAAAGAAGUAGACCCGUUCAUUCGGCGACCCAAGCCGAAACAAAAGUAG
Penicillium cataractarum is the source of this 6414-nucleotide messenger RNA. Its product is annotated as putative tRNA-splicing endonuclease. Lineage: Eukaryota; Fungi; Ascomycota; Eurotiomycetes; Eurotiales; Aspergillaceae. The record is from RefSeq and is a predicted model, not a curated record. Gene Ontology annotation, molecular function: helicase activity; transcription termination site sequence-specific DNA binding; zinc ion binding. Gene Ontology annotation, cellular component: nuclear body. The transcript is spliced from 4 exons. Gene Ontology annotation, biological process: termination of RNA polymerase II transcription. Bases 1 to 6414 code for a protein of 2137 amino acids.